This is a messenger RNA of Meleagris gallopavo (turkey), 2271 nucleotides long. The record is from RefSeq and is a predicted model, not a curated record. NCBI's taxonomy places the organism in Eukaryota, Metazoa, Chordata, Aves, Galliformes, Phasianidae.
UCCGCUGCCGCCUCCCUGCGGAGCCGCGCUCUGCUCCCCGCUGCGCCCUUCUUCCCACUCGCGGAGCUCCGUGCUGUCAGAAAUUGCCUUAAUUAACUGGAGCGGGGCUGGAAGUUGCCGUGUGCUCGUCUUACACUGCAGUUGACCUUUGAUUUACAGCUGGUUCUUGCUUAACGGAUCUUAAUGAUUCUCCGUAACAGCUGUUACCUGCCAAAUAAAAACUCUGAGGCCACCCAAUCCAUGAGCGGGCAUCGGAACCUCAAGAGGCGAUGCGGGGAGUCGCACCUGGAAUCCCCUGCAGGCUGUGCCCACGGUCCUGCUGCUGCCUGUGUGCUAAGCAAACUAGUUCAGUUGCCUACACCUCCCUUGUCAAAGCAUCAGCUGAAACGGUUAGAAGAACACAAAUAUCAGAGUGCUGGACGGUCGCUGCUUGAACCUCUAAUGCAAGGUUACUGGGAAUGGUUAGUUGGAAGAGUUCCAGCCUGGAUUGCCCCAAAUCUGAUCACCAUCAUUGGACUGUUAAUAAAUAUAUUUACAACCCUGCUAUUAGUAUACUACUGCCCAACAGCUACAGAGCAGGCACCUCCCUGGGCAUACAUUGCUUGUGCUUGUGGCCUUUUCAUCUACCAGUCUCUGGAUGCUAUAGAUGGGAAGCAAGCAAGGAGGACAAACAGCAGCACUCCUCUGGGAGAACUUUUUGAUCAUGGCUGUGAUUCACUUUCCACAGUCUUUGUGGUUUUGGGAACUUGUAUUGCUGUGCAGCUGGGGACGAACCCUGACUGGAUGUUCUUUUGUUGUUUUGCUGGAACAUUCAUGUUUUACUGCGCGCACUGGCAGACGUACGUCUCUGGGACGCUGCGCUUUGGCAUGGCUCUUUCCAGCUUGAUGAGGGAACCUAGCAGAGUGGCCAGCACACAAAAGCCUCCUUGCUGCCAGCAUCUGAGCAGAGUUAAGCACAUGCCAAGAAUUGAUGUGACUGAAGUGCAAAUCUUCAUAAUAAUCAUGCAUUUACUGGCAGUGAUUGGAGGACCACCUUUUUGGCAAUCUCUGAUCCCAAUACUGAAUAUUCAGGUGAAAAUAUUCCCAGCUCUCUGUACUGUCGCAGGAACCAUAUUUUCCUGUACAAACUACUUUGGUGUAAUCUUCACAGGUGGAGUUGGCAAAAACGGAUCCACUAUAGCAGGAACCAGUGUCCUUUCACCUUUUCUUCAUAUUGGGUCAGUAAUCGCGCUCGCUGCAAUGAUCUACAAGAAAUCUGCUGUGCAGCUGUUUGAAAAGCACCCCUGCUUGUAUAUACUUACUUUCGGUUUUGUAUCUGCUAAGAUAACAAACAAACUCGUGGUUGCACACAUGACCAAAAGUGAAAUGCACCUGCACGAUACAGCUUUCAUAGGCCCAGCUCUAUUAUUUCUGGACCAGUAUUUUAACAGCUUUAUUGAUGAGUAUAUUGUACUCUGGAUUGCCCUGAUCUUUUCUCUCUUUGAUUUGCUUCGAUACUGUGUGAGUGUAUGCAACCAGAUUGCUGCCCACCUGCACAUCCACGUGUUCCGAAUCAAGUCCUCUUCCACUCAUUCUAAUCACCAUUAAUAAACGGGGAGCCACCAUAGAGGAAAACGGGAAAAGAGUUGGUUUUCUACAUGAACGGAUGGCAAGACGUGUCGGAGACUAAGGCAAAAAGCAGAAAAGAACAAAAUAACUUAUCGUCAUCAAUGUUGUAUAACUCUUAUUCUUUGUUAUCAGUAACACUCCUUAACUAGUCUCCUGCCUGAGAGAGUGAAUUCCAAGUACACCCUUAGUCAGCUCUACAUGUAGUCAACUCUGUUGGUUCCGAGCCCAGGAAAGCAUGCAGAGAGCAAUGCUCUCUUUGUAAUUACUUUGAUUACAGAAUAAUCUAUGUAUGGUGAAUGGAUCCCCAACAACCGAAGUUUCUAAUGUAGUAUAAUUACAGCUGCAAUACGACUUGCUUUUAAUUUUAAUAUUUCAUCAUCUCUUAGUGAAAUACUUGUUUAGUGUCCACUUGAAAUUCAUUUACUAAAGACCUGAGCUGGUAACAGCAGAUAUCUCACUAACUUGUGUGGCUGAAGCAGCUGUUGAGGUUUGAGUCCAGGCUGAUGCGGUUCAUUUGCUGAAGCAUUGCUGAUAGAAGUGGUUUCUUGGCUGGAGAAUACAGAGCAGGGUUCUGCAGGAGGAAGGGAUGACCAGCAUGCAAAAUAGUGUGGUAUCUUUGUCAAUUAAUUUUAUUUUUUUAAAUAAACAUGAUCUAAAAGACAA